UGCUUUUACAACGAAGUGUCAAAACGAAGAGUAAGGGUGAUAGCAACUGGCACCAGCCUUCUCAAAGGCAGCUACUCGACUCCAUAACUAAAAAUAUAAUCCAUUCACUAUAUAUUUCCUGCAUUUGGGGUCUUUCGAUUCCAACCCAUCUUUUGCUCAGUUUUGUUUGCUAGCUAUUCUAAGAGGGAAAGAGAAAGAGAGAGAUGGGUACUUUGCCACCAAGGUCUGUAGCAGUGCAUGAAGGAGAAGAUCAUGUCAAGGUUUCUCAAGAACAACAACAAAAGGAGCUUGAUGCCGGUGCUCUCUUUGUCCUUAAAUCCAAAGGAUCAUGGCUGCACUGUGGUUACCACUUGUCGACAUCAAUAGUUGCACCGCCGCUGCUCAGUCUCCCAUUCGCUUUCACCUUCCUCGGAUGGGCUGCCGGAAUUUUCUGUCUGGUGAUCGGAGCUCUGGUCACUUUCUAUUCCUACAAUCUGCUGUCUCUUGUCCUUGAACACCAUGCUCAAUUGGGUCGUCGACAUCUUCGUUUCAGAGACAUGGCCAAUGACAUCUUGGGGCCAAGAUGGGGUCGUUACUAUGUUGGACCAAUUCAAUUCAUGGUCUGCUUUGGUGCUGUUAUUGCCUGCACUCUUCUAGGUGGACAAUGUAUGAAGGCAAUUUACUUGUUAUCAGACCCAAAUGGGAGUAUGAAGCUUUACGAAUUUGUGAUUAUAUUUGGUGUCCUGAUGCUGAUAUUAGCUCAAAUCCCAUCUUUUCACUCAUUAAGGCAUAUUAACUUGAUAUCCUUGAUUCUAUGCCUAGCCUAUAGCGCCUGUGCUACUGCUGGUUCCAUAUAUAUAGGGAAUUCAUCCAAGGGGCCAAAAAAAGAUUAUAGCCUGAAAGGUGACACAGAAAGCCGGAUUUUCGGGAUCUUCAAUGCCAUUGCCAUUAUUGCCACAACUUAUGGCAAUGGUAUCAUUCCAGAAAUUCAGGCAACGAUCGCACCACCAGUGAAAGGGAAGAUGUUCAAAGGAUUAUGUGUUUGCUAUACAGUGCUUACAGUGACUUUCUUCAGUGUUGCAAUAUCUGGUUAUUGGGCGUUUGGCAGCGAAUCUGAAGGCCUUCUACUCAGCAAUUUCUUGGAUGAUGGGAGACCUUUGGUGCCGAAAUGGUUCAUCUUGAUGACUAACAUCUUCACCAUUUUCCAACUAUCAGCAGUUGGUGUGGUCUACUUGCAGCCAACAAACGAAGUGCUUGAAAGAACUCUUGCAGAUCCAAGUAGCAAAGAAUUCUCUGCCCGUAAUGUUAUCCCAAGGGUAGUUUCUAGAUCAUUGUCUGUUGUUAUAGCAACAACAAUUGCAGCAAUGCUUCCAUUUUUCGGAGACAUCAAUUCUGUCAUUGGAGCUUUUGGUUUCAUGCCUCUCGACUUCAUCUUACCUGUUGUUUUCUUCAACUUGACAUUUAAGCCAUCGAAGCGGAGUCCCAUUUUUUGGUUGAAUAUUACCAUUGCAGUGGUGUUCUCUGCACUGGGAGUCAUAGCAGCAGUUGCAGCAGUAAGACAAAUUGCUCUUGAUGCCAAAACUUAUCGGUUAUUUGCUAAUGUGUGAUGAUCAAAGCCAAGUUUAUCACUGGCUCGCCCUGUAUCUAGUAUAAUGCCAGCUUCAUUAAAGAAGGGAGAACCGGCUCUGCCAUCACAUAUUAUCAUCAAUGGUUAUUGUUCUUUAA
Theobroma cacao (cacao) is the source of this 1704-nucleotide messenger RNA. RefSeq names its product Transmembrane amino acid transporter family protein. Lineage: Eukaryota; Viridiplantae; Streptophyta; Magnoliopsida; Malvales; Malvaceae. The record is from RefSeq and is a predicted model, not a curated record.